This is a messenger RNA of Bursaphelenchus xylophilus (pine wood nematode), 1486 nucleotides long. Lineage: Eukaryota; Metazoa; Nematoda; Chromadorea; Rhabditida; Aphelenchoididae. The record is from the annotation of a GenBank genome assembly.
AUGAGUGCGGAAUCUUCUAACAUUGACAUUGAAUUUCGAUUUAUAUGUGAUGAAGAGCUCCGAAAUGAUGAAGUUCCUCUCGUUGACGGGUUAAUAAUUCGAAUUCCGGAUAGGAAGCUGACUUCUAAGGUUCUCAACGCUCUUCCUGCUAUGAAGGAAGACGUUUUGCAUCUGAAACGGGUGAAGAAUGAUACAAUUUUGGUCGGAGUUUAUAGUGAAAAGUUGGAGAAGGAGGCAAGGUAGGGUUUUGAUGUUUUUUGUUGAAUUUUAGACGAAAGAUGAUGAGAAGUUGGCAACAAUAGUAAGAGGAAGGCCCGAGGGUACUCAGGGCACUUUUAGUUUACGGCCAGGAUUAUUUUUUAUCUCAAAAUUACCUGAUUUCUUUUUGCGGUGUACUCUAAGAUAAGAUGGAGGAAAAAUCAAAUUUUGUGCCAAUCCUUGACCAGAUUUUGAUGUGGGCUGAAAAAAGCAAAGAUUUUUGCCGCUUUUGACACUAAUUUUUUCCGUCGGAGGUUUAUUUGUGCAUUGGCUGACAUUGAUUUACAUCACCAACCUAGUGUAAUAUAAAAGGGAGACAUAUGAUUUAGCAAACCUUUUCCAUGGUUUUUUUAUUCUUUUUAGAGACUGUAUUGCCCAAUUUCCCGGUGAAUUCGUCUUUCUUUCACUUCCCAUUCCAUCCCGUUCACCUACUACAAGGUCCCAAUUUGAAUCCUACAAAGUCUACUGGCCUGUUCAUUAUCGCGAAGACCUUGUGUUGGAAUCUAAGCUGGAUGACACAUAUUUUAAGGCGAAAAUACGAGAGGACCUCGUCAGUUUAUUGGAUGAGGCAUCAACUUCUGACGGAUGUGUUAUAGCUGACUCUAGCGGGCUAAAAGUGCUGGCAAGGGCAUCUGAAGCGGAGGAAAAAGGGUUGAAUCCUCUAAGACAUCCAUUCAUGAGGGCGUUGGAGAAAUUUUGCCAAGUUCAGAGGGCAAAACGGAAACGGUCGAUGAGCGGUGACGAAUAUCUUUGUAAUAGUAAGUUUGAUGUAAUUUUAGAGCAAAAUCGAUAGGAUUUGGAUAGUAAUAGAUAAAAUAAGAAGCUAAGUUUCUUAUGGCUAGUCUGUUUUUGCAAGAUUGAUCGAUUUUUAAUGGAAAUUUUGCAAUUUAAUUUUUCUUACAUCUAAAGUAAUAUAAGGUCAAAAGUUAGUCUGAAAAUGGAUUUUUGAAGUGUUAUUGGCUCUAAAAUACUCUGAUAUGCAAUUAAAAAUCUCGUAGUUUACCCAGAAUUUUCAUUUUCCAAAAAAAUCGACCUUAUUUUAGAUUGCUAUGUGAUAAUUGAAAAUGAGCCAUGUGCAAUGUGUGCCAUGGCCUUGGUCCAUAGUCGGACCUCCGCGGUGAUCUUCAAGAACCCCUCGAGCAAUGGGGCGUUCAUCACGAACUGCCAACUGCAUCUGAACAAGAAAUUGAACCAUCAUUAUGAUGUGUAUCAGGUGGUAAAAAAGUAA